UCUGGGUUUAAUUAUUAUUCUUCGCGUCCGCAUCCACCAAUUUCUCUUUUUUUCCUGGAUGCAAGUUUAUUGGGAAAACUUAUAUAAAUACCAGAAAAAAAUAGAUCAACAACCCCACUCUUCAAUAGAUACAUAUUUUCCACGUCAUUCAGUGAACGGUUAUCAUUACAAAAUAGCUUUGGAAACAAUGUCUUUGAAAAUUUUCGCCAUCAUUUUUGUCGGCUCCGCAAUCCUCCUUUCAGUCUGCCAUUGCCAGGAGGAGACGACGUGUGGGGGCGAAGAAGUGAAAUUGACAGCUUUACAAAAGUUUCAAAUCCAAUCGUGUCUGGAUGCCACAGGGAAAAAAUCAGUGUGGAAAAUCCCUGCAGAUAAGUUGUUAUGUUUUGGAGUCUGUGUUCUGGAAAAGAAAGGAAUGUUAACGCCCACUGGAAAGAUUGAUCAUGCUAAAGCAAUUAAAUAUAUUGAGGAUGCAAUUUCUCCUAAACUGAGAAAGCCCUUGGUUACUGGGAUCGACAAAUGUAUCAAGGAACACGGACAAGACGUCAAAGUUAAGAAUGAUCCUGGCUGUAUGUCAUUCAUGGCAGUGGGACAAUGUGUGCACGAUGUAUAUUUAGAAGUCUGCAUCGGUGAUGACUAACUUUUUAACGGUUCAGAAAAUUUCAUGAAAUCAUAUAUCGUUUUUAUAAAUUUAUACAUUGGAAAAUUUGUAAUUUCUAAAAUUCUGAAUUAUUACUGGGUUAGGGAUUAUAUCUCAAUAAUAAAUACAUAUGCCUAAAUCGAAUAAUUUUAUUUUCACCAUAACCUCAGUUAGUUACGGUUUCAAGUUUCCACCACCACUAGAAAUAAUCCCAAUCAAUGCAAUGAUGCUCUCCUUCCCUUCCGAGUUCCGACAUCAAAAACGAAAAAAAAUUAGAUCAUAUCAUGAUAAUUUGUAUGUAAUAAGUCAAGCUACACCGUAUAUAAGAUUAGAAGCUAAAAUUUUGCAUUUUUAUUCUUUAAAUAAAUUUGAUAUAAAUGUUCUCCCAUUUUGCCACUUAUAAUACAUAAUUAUGUGGUCGAGAAUAUCAGUAUUUUUAUUAUUACAUACAUCCCUGAGAGAAUAUUUGAAAAAAGAAAGUCAGUGCAGACUCGUUAAAUGUUUAAAAGAAGUUACCCAAUUAUUUUAUAAAAUCAGUAUCGAAUAACAAAAAUAUUAAAAC
Folsomia candida is the source of this 1199-nucleotide messenger RNA. RefSeq lists its product as uncharacterized. NCBI's taxonomy places the organism in Eukaryota, Metazoa, Arthropoda, Collembola, Entomobryomorpha, Isotomidae. The record is from RefSeq and is a predicted model, not a curated record. Bases 59 to 637 code for a protein of 192 amino acids. Gene Ontology annotation, molecular function: odorant binding. The transcript has 5 exons.